AUGGCUACAGGAGGUGGCCGGGCCUUUGCUUGGCAGGUGUUCCCACCCAUGCCCACCUGCCGGGUGUAUGGCACAGUGGCAUACCAGGAUGGGCACCUGCUAGUGUUGGGGGGCUGUGGCCGGGCUGGACUGCCCCUGGACACUGCUGAGACACUGGACAUGGCCUCGCAUACAUGGCUCACACUGGCACCCCUGCCCACUGCCCGGGCUGGUGCGGCUGCUGUGGUGCUGGGCAAGCAGGUGCUAGUGGUGGGCGGUGUGGAUGAGGGCCAGAGCCCUGUAGCUGCUGUGGAGGCCUUCCUGGCUGAUGAGGGCCGCUGGGAGCGUCGGGCCACCCUCCCUCAGGCAGCCAUGGGGGUUGCAACUGUGGAGAGAGAUGGUAUGGUGUAUGCUCUGGGGGGAAUGGGUCCUGACACGGCCCCCCAGGCCCAAGUUCGGGUGUAUGAGCCCAGGCGGGACUGCUGGCUUUCACUACCCUCCAUGCCCACACCCUGCUACGGGGCUUCCACCUUCCUGCACGGGAACAAGAUCUAUGUCCUGGGGGGCCGCCAGGGAAAGCUCCCAGUGACUGCUUUUGAGGCUUUUGAUCUGGAGGCCUGUACCUGGACCCGGCACCCAAGCCUGCCCAGCCGCCGAGCCUUUGCCGGCUGUGCCAUGGCAGAAGGCAACGUCUUUAGCCUGGGUGGCCUGCAGCAGCCUGGGCCCCACAAUUUCUACUCCCGCCCACAUUUUGUCAACACUGUGGAGAUGUUCGACCUGGAACAUGGGUCCUGGACCAAGCUGCCCCGCAGCCUGCGCAUGAGGGAUAAGAGGGCCGACUUUGUGGUUGGCUCCCUUGGGGGCCACAUCAUGGCCAUUGGGGGCCUUGGAAACCAGCCAUGCCCUCUGGGCUCCGUGGAGGGCUUCAGCCUUGCACGGCGGCGCUGGGAGGCCCUGCCUGCCAUGCCCACAGCCCGCUGCUCCUGUUCUAGUCUGCAGGCUGGGCCCCGGCUGUUUGUCAUUGGGGGUGUGGCCCAGGGUCCUAGCCAAGCUGUGGAGGCACUGUGUCUGCGUGAUGGGGUCUGA
Messenger RNA from Puma concolor (puma), 1065 nucleotides. RefSeq names its product kelch domain containing 8B (gene KLHDC8B). The record is from RefSeq and is a predicted model, not a curated record. Gene Ontology annotation, molecular function: protein binding. Gene Ontology annotation, cellular component: midbody; intercellular bridge; cellularization cleavage furrow. NCBI's taxonomy places the organism in Eukaryota, Metazoa, Chordata, Mammalia, Carnivora, Felidae. Gene Ontology annotation, biological process: nuclear chromosome segregation; mitotic nuclear division; mitotic cytokinetic process.